UUUUUUAAAAUCAGAUUUCACCCUUUUUUUUCUCUCUCUCAGAAAUAUCUGUUCCAACCACUCUUCAACCAAUGGGAGAGCCGCACCUGAAUGGGGCCUACUACGGCCCCUCCAUUCCUCCGCCGUCGAAAUCGUCGAAAAAAUACUACCGCCCUGGCCGCGACGGAGGUGGAUGUUGCUGUAACCCCUUCUCCUGCUGCUGCGGCUGCCUCAUGAACUGCCUCUGCACCUGCAUCUGCCAGAUCCUCUUCACCAUCCUCAUCAUCGUCGGAAUCGUCGUCCUCGUGUUCUGGCUGGUUUUCCGCCCCAACACCGUCAAAUUCCAUGUCAACGAGGCCUCGCUCACCGAGUUCAACAUCCGCAACAACACCCUCCACUACAAUCUGGCGCUGAAUCUGACGAUUCGCAACCCGAACAAGCGAAUCGGCAUCUACUACGACCGGAUCGAGGCUAGGGCUUUCUACCAAGGCCAGCGAUUCCACACCGUCGACCUGCAGAAGUUCUAUCAGGGGAAGAAAAACACCAGCAAUGUCAGCGCCGAGUUCAAAGGAUCGCAAUUGGUGCCGCUCGGAGCCAAAGAGAUGUCGAAAUACAACGAAGAUCUGAGCGCCGGCAGGUACGACAUCGACAUCAAGCUGUAUCUGCGGAUCAGACUCAAGUUUUGGUUUGUGAAAUCCACCAGAGUGAAGCCGAAGAUCGAUUGCGAUCUGGACAUUCCGUUGAGUUCAAACGGGACGGUCUCAGGGGGGGCUUACGAGCCCACGAGGUGCGAUUUCGAUUGGCGUUGAGCGUCUUUUCAUUGUUUCAUGAUUACUUCAUCUUAUUGUUAGUGCUAUUAUUCUUUCUUUUUUUUUAUCGACUUUUGAUACACAUUAUUCUCGUUUUGAUUUUUGUUGGUAUCUUCUCAGUACUGGUUUGUGAAUAAAUAAAGAAUUUAUUAUCCA
Messenger RNA from Salvia hispanica, 944 nucleotides. The record is from RefSeq and is a predicted model, not a curated record. NCBI's taxonomy places the organism in Eukaryota, Viridiplantae, Streptophyta, Magnoliopsida, Lamiales, Lamiaceae.